AUGAUGACAUGCAAGAUUGAAGACCAGAUUGGCCAGGCCAAAUGCUCGUCAAUUAUCUUACAAGAACGGUCUCUUGUAACCGCUGUAGAAAUACUGGGCCCAUCAAGUGUUGCGAUCAGCUCGGCCAAUGUUUCACCAUAUGUCACAAUCUACAGUUCUGACGGAAAAGAGAUUGCGCAAUGCGUAGGUCAUACAAAGGGCGUUUGGGCAUUGAGCAAAGUUGGAGAUACGCUUGUCUCUGGGGGUGCGGAUACAAAAAUCAACUUGUGGAACACACAAACUGGGCAUGUAAAAAAUAUUCCAAGGGUCUUGCAAAACACCCUCCACGGCCAUACUGGCACAAUACGAUCUCUGCACACGUUGGACAUGACUACAGGAAAGUUCUUAUCAGCAUCACGCGAUGGUACCAUUCGUCUUUGGAGUAUCAACAAUACUCAAUAUGAGAAGUCGAUCAUUGCGCACGAGAAAGGCGUAAGAUGUCUGAACCACGUGGACGGGACUACGGCGUCUGGCGGUUAUGACUGUCAGGUCCGUGUUUGGGACAUUCUCCAGGGAGAAUGUCUACAGACAUUUGAGGGCCACAGCGCCACAGUAUACUCCAUUGCAUUUGAGUCGACAAAACUUGCUGCUGGAGCUGAAGACGGCGAAGUACGAAUCUGGGAUCGUGCAUCUGGCACUCUCCUAGCUUCUUUGAAUAACGGUAUUGGCAUACCUGCACAGAUCCGAGCUCGCAAUGGAACCCUUAUCUCAACUGGUAAGAAUGGUGCUCUGACUUUCUGGAACGAAUCCUGGCUCGGCGAAAGUCACACCGUUCUAGCUCAUGAUAGUAUCAUCGUAGCGCUUCAUAUGACCGACACUGAUCUUUUUACUGGAGGAAUGAACGGAGUCGUAAAGAAGUGGGACCUCCAAUCUGGGGAUCUCACCCACGAGAUGUCUACCCGGUAUAAAAAUCUACACGUUAUUGUUGUUGAUCAGCAGGUGGUCAUUGCCGUCUCCACAGAUGAUUCCCAUACAGCACUUGAGAUUUGGACACUGGAACCUACCUCACGAGAGAGAACACAGGAUACAUAA
Aureobasidium melanogenum CBS 110374 is the source of this 1071-nucleotide messenger RNA. RefSeq names its product WD40 repeat-like protein. Gene Ontology annotation, molecular function: protein binding. The coding region runs from base 1 to 1071 and encodes 356 amino acids. Lineage: Eukaryota; Fungi; Ascomycota; Dothideomycetes; Dothideales; Saccotheciaceae. The record is from RefSeq and is a predicted model, not a curated record. The transcript is spliced from 4 exons.